Molecule: messenger RNA, 1772 nt
Organism: Hyla sarda
Lineage: Eukaryota; Metazoa; Chordata; Amphibia; Anura; Hylidae
Gene: SUGCT
Product: succinyl-CoA:glutarate-CoA transferase
Exons: 13
Coding region: 179-1336 (385 amino acids)
Molecular function (GO): catalytic activity
Source: RefSeq, a predicted model, not a curated record
GUCACCCCCACCCCCAGCCGACCAUGGAGUCCCAGCCCAUUAUACAAUAACUAGGCGCACGGGGUUUUCCGCCCCCCGGCCCUCCUCCUCGCAGGUCCUCCCACCGCACUCCCCGGACACCGACUCCUACUUGUCCCGCACACAGUCACGGUGAUCCGUCCCUGUCAGAAGCCUCAUCAUGCGCCCAGCAGUGCGCCUUAUGGAGGCCGUGAGGAGGAGCAACAUGGGGGUGAGGGCGCAACGAGGAGCCUCCCUGUUCACCUCCUACUUCUCUCAGCAGCCUGUGUGCACCCAGUGGAGGGGGCACUGCCAGAAAGAUUCUGACACUAUAAAGCCUCUGGAUGGAGUAAAAAUCUUGGACCUAACAAGAGUUUUGGCUGGACCUUUCGCCACAAUGAUUCUUGGAGAUCUAGGAGCUGAAGUCAUAAAAGUAGAAAAACCUGGGACUGGAGAUGAUACAAGGACCUGGGGACCUCCCUUUGUGGGAAAUGAAAGUGCUUACUUUCUUAGUGUGAAUAGAAAUAAAAAGAGUAUAGCUAUCAACAUGAAGGAUCCCAAAGGAACCAAAAUUAUCAAGCAGCUUGCAGAAGCAUGUGAUGUUCUAAUUGAAAAUUACAUUCCUGGAAAACUAACUGAAAUGGGAUUAGGUUAUGAAGAUCUCAUGAAAACAGCCCCUCAUAUUAUAUAUUGCUCCAUCACAGGUUAUGGUCAGACUGGCCCUUUGUUUAAAAGAGCAGGGUAUGAUGCCGUAGCAUGUGCAAUGUCUGGAUUGAUGCAUAUCACAGGACCCGAGGAUGGAGAUCCUGUCCGUCCUGGUGUAGCUAUGACUGACCUUGCAACUGGACUGUAUGCUCAUGGUGCUAUUAUGGCUGGUUUACUGCAAAGGACUAAAACUGGCAAAGGAAUGCACAUUGACUGCAACCUACUUUCUUCACAGGUUGCUUGCUUGACUCACAUAGCUGCAAAUUUUCUUAAUGGAGGGAUUGAAGCAAAACGUUGGGGGACAGCACAUGGAAGCAUUGUACCAUAUCAGUCGUUUAAAGCAAAGGAUGGUUACCUUGUAAUUGGGGCAGGCAACGAUCAACAGUUCUCUACUGUUUGCAGGGUCACAGACCUUUCUGAACUCAUAGAUGAUCCCCGGUUCAAGACUAACAAACUUAGAGUGCAACACAGAAAAGAACUUCUCCAACUAUUAACCACUCGGUUCUCAGAAAAAACAACCACUGAAUGGCUUGAGCUUUUCGAAGGAAGUGGCAUUCCAUAUGGACCAAUCAACAGUAUUAAGCAAGUAUUUUCUGAACCCCAGGUACUGGAAAGUUUGAGAAGGCAGAGGUAAAAAUACUGAGAACUACAGGGAAAUCCUAGAGAAAAAGCUGAUCUAGACGGUUGAAACUUGAGAGAAGAUUUAUUUACCAGCAAGACAUCAACCACGAAUUUAAAGCUGAAGCUACACAGAAAGGGCUUAGAACAACUAUGCUAAUGUCCUAGUGUGGAGCAGAGUCCAGACCUCAAUCCUUUGGAGAAUUUGCGGCUAAACUUGAAAAUAGCUGUUCACUCUCAAUCCCCAAUACAACUUGACAGAGCUUGAGCAGUUUAGCAAGAAAAAAUUGAGAAGAUUGACUUGUCCACAAGUCAAAGCUGAUUGAGACCUAUAGACUGCUGCAGAACAGACUGUAAAUGUGACCGGUGUGCCUUCAUUUUAGAUGAUAUUUUUUACUGGAUUAUUAUCCAUCAGGCAUAUAUUUUUUAUUCAGAAAACUAGUUAAAUGGAC